AUGGAACCGGUUCUACAACAGCGCACUGAAGACGAGUUGCCGGUUAACCACGAUGAGAAGGUCCUCUUGUCCUUGGGUUACAAGCAAGAAUUCAAAAGAGAAUUCAGUCUAUGGAGCGCCUUCUGUGUUAGCUUCGCCGUUUUGGGGUUGCUUCCAAGCUUCGCGUCGACUUUGUUCUAUGGCAUGGGCUCCGCUGGAACCGCGGGCAUGAUCUGGGGAUGGAUAAUUGCCAUGGUCUUCAUUCAAUGCGUCGCCCUAAGUUUAGCCGAACUCUGCUCAUCGAUGCCAACAAGUGGUGGUCUCUAUUAUGCGUCGGCCGUUCUUGCUCCCCCAGGCUGGGGUCCUGUUGCAGCAUGGGCGACUGGCUGGUCCAGUUGGAUCGGACAAGUCACAGCCGCGCCUUCGGUCAACUAUGCCGUGGCAGCAAUGAUUCUCGCGGUCCUCUCGAUUGCCGAUCCAAAUUUCGAAUCAAAGAACUACCAGCUAUUCCUCCUCGCCACGUUCCUCAUGAUUGUCCAAAGUUGCCUCAGCAGCAUGCCAACCAAAUGGAUCGCCGUCUUCAAUUCCUUGGGCUCCAGUUUCAACAUGGUGGCAGUUAUCGUUGUCAUCAUUCUCAUACCUACGGCUGCCGUAACAGAUCCCAAAUUCAGACCUACUCAUCAAGUUUGGAGCGAUAUCGAAAAUGGUACGGACUUCCCUAAUGGUAUCGCUAUUUUGAUGAGUUUCACUGGCGCAAUGUGGGCGAUGUCGGGCUUCGAUGCGCCAUUUCAUCUGAGCGAGGAAUGCGCCGUUGCUGAUGUCGCCUCUCCGCGUGCCAUUGUUUUGACGUCUGCAAUCGGCGGCAUGUUUGGCUGGGUCUUGCAAGUUGUGGUUGCGUACACAGUCAUCGAUAUUGAAGCGGUCUUCGAGUCUGAUCUUGGCCAGCCGUGGGCGACUUACUUGCUCCAGGUUCUACCGAUGAAGACGGGACUUGCUGCUCUCGCAUUGACUAUAAUAGCUGGGUUCUCCAUGGGUCAAGGCUGCAUGGUUGCGGCAUCUCGAGUCACGUACGCCUACGCCCGUGACGGCUGCUUUCCCAUGUCGAAAUACUGGGCAAAGGUAAACAAAGUCACAAAGACACCGGUAAAUGCGGUAUGGUUCAACUGUCUCGUUGGCGUCUUGCUUUGCUGUCUCAUAUUUGCUGGUCAGGUGACCGUUCUAGCUAUCUUCUCCGUCGGCGCCAUUGCUUGCUUUGUUGCAUUCGCGAUCCCCAUCUCUUUGAGAGUUUUUGUUGUCGGCAGUAGAUUCCGAAGGGGCCCUUGGCAUCUUGGACACUUUGGCAAGCCGGUCGGAGUUGCUGCUGUUGGAUUUGUCGCAUUAAUGGUUCCGAUAUUGUGUUUACCUACCAAUACAGGAGGUAGUCUCAACUCUUCCAAUAUGAAUUGGACGUCUCUUGUGUACGGGGCUCCGAUGUUAGUUGCCUUACUCUGGUUCGCUGUUGAUGCCCACAAGUGGUUUAAAGGACCAAAAGUCAAUGCUAAGCAUGCUAUGAUCGGCCAAGUUAUUAAAGAACUUGAGGGUCAAGCCGAAAUUUAUUAA
This is a messenger RNA of Lindgomyces ingoldianus, 1578 nucleotides long. Its product is annotated as amino acid permease. Gene Ontology annotation, cellular component: membrane. The coding region runs from base 1 to 1578 and encodes 525 amino acids. NCBI's taxonomy places the organism in Eukaryota, Fungi, Ascomycota, Dothideomycetes, Pleosporales, Lindgomycetaceae. Gene Ontology annotation, molecular function: transmembrane transporter activity. Gene Ontology annotation, biological process: transmembrane transport. The transcript is spliced from 4 exons. The record is from RefSeq and is a predicted model, not a curated record.